Acanthosepion pharaonis is the source of this 591-nucleotide messenger RNA. Lineage: Eukaryota; Metazoa; Mollusca; Cephalopoda; Sepiida; Sepiidae. The record is from the annotation of a GenBank genome assembly.
AUGUUUCUUUGUUUCGUUCUCCUUCCUAAAUCUAUCUAUCUAUCUAUCUAUCUAUCUAUCUAUCUAUCUAUCUAUCUUUCUUUCAUAUUCAGGAAUGUUUCUUUUUCUCCUUCCCAAAUCUUUCUUUCUUUCUUUCUUUUUUCUUUCUUUCUUUCUUUCUCAUUCAUGAACAUUUGGGGAACACAAGUAUAUGCAUAUUCCAUUAUAUCACAAUCUAUCUAUCUACUCAGUCGUAGCCAUAAUCUAUCUAUCUAUCUAUCUAUCUAUCUAUCUAUCUAUCUAUCUAUGUUCCUGGACAAUCUAUCUAUCUAUCUAUCUAUCUAUCUAUCUAUCUAUCUAUCUGUUUUAUCUAUCCCAUUCAUUACAUCACCCAUCUAUCUAUCUAUCUGUUUUGCUUCAUAUUCAUCUAUCUAUCUAUCUAUCUCGAGAGGUUCCUUGACAAUCUAUCUAUUCAUUCAUUCAAUAUCUAUCUAUCCAUCUAUCUGUUUUGGUCUGUUCCUAUCUAUCUAUCAUAUCAUCUAUCUAUCUAUCUAUCUGUUUUGGCCUUCACAUUCAUCUAUCUAUCUAUUAGUUACGGCCGCGCCAGUAUAA